Molecule: messenger RNA, 2238 nt
Organism: Diversispora eburnea
Lineage: Eukaryota; Fungi; Glomeromycota; Glomeromycetes; Diversisporales; Diversisporaceae
Source: the annotation of a GenBank genome assembly
AUGACAAGGAUAAAUAAUCCAAAUAAUUUUCAAGUCAGACAUUUUUCAUUUACUUCUAUACCAAGAUUCAUUUUACAUUCCAUGCGAAUACCUGCUGCCGGUGUAACGGUUGGUGUGGGAGGUCUUACUUAUGCUAAUUAUAAACUUAAUGAGAUGGCAAUCAAAAGUUCAGAUUUAUUAAAUUCGAUCACAUCCGGAAUUAAGUCAGCUUUUGGUUCAAUCAGUUCAAUCGAAAUCCCUCAACCACCUAAAUUUCUCUCAAAUAUUUUUUCCUCAAAUUCUUCAAAAAAUGAUUCAUCAAAUUCUUCAUCUUCUUCAACUUCCUCAAAUCAUUAUCAAUUUCAAGUGGAAUCGGAUAAACCUAGAUUUAUUAAAAAAGAUGGUGAAUUAAUUGAUUCUAAUAGAAUUUCAGUUCAAGAUGAUGAAUUUAUGUUACUCACUAGAAAAUUAAUUGAAGUUCGAAAUAUUUUAUUAAAUAUUGAUCAUAAUGAAGGACUUAAAUUACCUAGUAUCGUAGUUAUUGGAAGUCAAAGUUCAGGUAAAAGUUCAGUAUUGGAAGCUAUCGUGGGACAUGAAUUUUUACCAAAAGGAUCAAAUAUGGUAACACGUAGACCAAUAGAAUUAACAUUAAUCCAUACACCAAAAUCUAAAGAAGAAUAUGGAGAGUUUCCUCAAUUAGGUUUAGGCAAAAUACAUGAUUUUACCCAAAUUCAAAAAACCUUACGUGAUUUAAAUUUGGCGGUACCAGAAUCAGAAUGUGUAUCAAAUAAACCUAUUGAAUUAAGAAUCUUUUCCGCCAAUGUACCAGAUUUAACUUUAAUAGAUUUACCAGGUUAUAUUCAAGUUAGUAAUAAGAAACAACCCGAAACUUUAAAAGAUAAAAUUACGGAAUUAUGUCAACAAUAUAUUAAAGAACCCAAUAUCAUUUUGGCGGUUUGUGCGGCUGACGUGGAUUUGGCUAAUUCAGAAGCUUUAAAAGCGGGAAGAAAAGUUGAUCCAUUAGGUUUAAGAACCAUUGGAGUAAUUACAAAAAUGGAUUUGGUGGAACCGGAAAUUGGAGCAUCUAUUUUAAGGAAUUCGGAUUAUCCUUUACAUUUGGGAUAUAUUGGUGUUGUUUCACUCAUGCGUCAUGAAGAAGAAUUCUUUCGAAGCAAUUAUGUUUAUAGUCAAAGAGGGAUUCAAGUUGGUACAGGAACUUUACGUAGAAAAUUAAUGGAAGUGUUAGAAGAGAAUAUGGCGAAAUCAUUAUUUUCAAUUGUUAGUGCGGUACAAGUAGAAUUAGAAGAAGCUCGUUAUCAAUUUAAAGUUCAUUAUAAUGAUAGACGAAUCACAGCCGAAUCAUAUGUAGCAGAAACAAUUGAUAGUAUUAAACAUAAUUUCAAAAAUUUCGCACAUUCAUUUGGUAAACCUCAAGUGAGACAUGAAGUUAGAACAAUGUUGGAACAAAGGGUUUUGGAUCUUUGCGCGGAAUUAUAUUGGACGGAUAAUAAAAUUAAUUAUUUACCCAAAGCAACAAUCGAUGAUAUUUAUUGGCAAUAUAAAUUGGAUUUAAGUUCUGCCUCACUUACUAAAAGUGGAAUAGGUCGAACCAGUACACAAUUGGUGGUUGAUGUGUUAAUGGCCAAUAUGGAAAAAUUGGCUUCAAUUGAUCCGUUAAAUAAUCAUCCGGAUACUAGUAAUAAAGUAUUAAAAUUUAGUAAUGAAAUUUUACGUAAUAAAUUUCAUACCACCGCGGAUCAAGUGGAAAAUUGUGUAAAACCUUAUAAAUAUGAAGUGGAAUGUACUGAACAAGAAUGGACGGAUGGAGUUAAGAGAUCAAUUUCACUUUUGGAAAAAGAAUUAGAAAAUUGUGAGAAAGCCUUAAGAAGUAUUAAAAAUUCUUUAGGUAAAAAGAAAUUAAGAGCCGCGAUAAAAUAUGUACUUGAUUCGGAAAAAGAAUCCGCAAAACCAAUGAUUAGUAAUGUUAUUGAAAGUGGUGAUUAUUUCGAUCAUCGAGUAAUUCAUUUUAAUCCGAAAGUGGUGGAAAAAGCCAAAGAAGCAAUAUUCUUAAGGGAUCGAUUGAUGAUAUUAAAAUAUCGAUUGGCGGCAUUAAAAUCACGUCAAUGUAAAUCACAAGAAAAUAAACAAUAUUGUCCUGAAGCAUUUCUUAAUGUGAUAGCGGAAAAAUUAACUUAUACCGCGAUCGAAAACAAAUUUUGUCAUUCGCCAAAGAAAAUCCUAGAAUACGGAAACAUUUAG